Molecule: messenger RNA, 2715 nt
Organism: Spirodela intermedia
Lineage: Eukaryota; Viridiplantae; Streptophyta; Magnoliopsida; Alismatales; Araceae
Source: the annotation of a GenBank genome assembly
AUGGCGUCUCUUCUGUUCUCUCCCCCCGCUCUCCCCUGCUCCCGCUCCCGCUGCUCUCAAGCUCGCUCCACUCCCCGGAGGCGGCCUCGUGCUGGCGGCGCCGCCCUGUUCCGGGGGAAAUCGGACCGGAGAAAGGCCCCUGGGGGGCGACGCCUCGUGAUCCAUUUCGCCCUCGCUGAGUCGGACUCUCCCAAGGCCCUCGAGCAGGAGGCGCUCCUCCCCCUCCUUCAAGAGAUCGCCGUGAGAACCUGAGUAUGAGUAUCGAUUUUCAGAUGUGUGCGAUUCGGGAGUAGAAGUUGGAUUCUGAUCCCCGGGAGUGGCGACCUUAUUUCUGCAGGACAGCCUAGACCUUCCGGCGGAUUACCUGGAGAAGCUACCUCAGGACCUUCGGCUCGAUGUAGGCGUGAAGUAAUUUUAUCCUAUUUUCGCGAAUUUAUUGAAUUUUUACCGUCUUCUCCUGACAGUAAUAACCGAAAAUUCUGUCCUCUGCUCCUGGUGGAAGCUGAAUGACGCGGCAUUCGACCUCUCGAAUGGGCCCGUUUUCGAUGAGGUUAGUCGUGCUCUAGUGCUUUUCCCUCUCAUUUGGGAAAAUAGGGCUCUUCUGCCCGACUUUCCGCCAUAUCCACUGGUCAUGGUAGCAUUAUUUUGUCCAUUCCUAUCAAAGCCGAUUUUCGCUCCCAAGGAAACCAGUAAGCUGGAGGGCAUCCAAUGCACCUGAUACUCGUUAAAUCAUUCGUAUAGUCUACGGCACCUUGCAGCCCAUGCCCUAGAGAGCAUGUUUCUACAUCAUAUGCACUAAUACUGUUUUAGGCUCGGUUUUAUUUGUAAAAGAUAAGUUCUUACAGAAUCUAAUGCGCAUAUAUCUGUUAUAUCUCCAGUGUGGCCAAGAACUGGGGGCAUUGUUUUUGUCUCUUACAAGAUCAUGGGAAAAAGCUGAAACCUCCACUUCGUGUAGCAUUGCAAGCAAGCUCCCAUUGCUUCAUAAUUCGUUGAAAGAUAGUGUUAAAUCAGGCAAGGAUUGGAUUAUAUAUUUCUUUGUUGUAUGUUUGCGAGGAUUACAUGGCUCCCAAUUUAAUGUUCUCUCCUGUUCCAGCGAUCGGUAAACGAUUGUUGUCAGCGGGAAGGAGAUUUCAGGGCAUGGGACAAUAUGGAGAAGGAGAGCUACAAAGGGUAUAUGCCUCUGCGAGGACUAUCCCUGGGACAUUCUUUUAUCCUCAUUCAACUGUAUCUUUCCUAGAGGUUGUUCGGGAAUAUUUCAUUUUUUACCAUCUAAUUUGGAUUACCGAUUGCAUAUGAUUUCUUUUGAUCUCGGUCCUAGUCAAGUUUACAUUUCUAAUAUUCUCAGAAGGAUCAUAAUUAUCGAGACAAUUUCGGGGUGACUUUUGCAAGAAUAAUAUCGAAUUCAGGUACUGGAUAAUUAUAAUAUUUUUUCUCUGUUGCAAGCACUUUGUAGAAUGCAACUAGUGUCAAAUGCUGUUGAACUUAGUCGAGCCAUAAGCUUCAUUGUUUUCUGCACAUCAACAUUAUCAGUAAAUUUAUUUGAAAAUCUAUGGAAACAGCCAUCACAUGUUGAAAUACUUCACAUAUUUAUUAAAUAUUAUUUACACAUUCACAUUAACACCGUAAUUUUCGUUACAUGGCUUGAAAAACUCGAAGAUAUCAUCAAUGUAUUUUUUGUGUUUUACAAAAUAAUGGAAAGAGUGAUGGAUUCAAUGGAUUCCCUGUAGCUGUUCUGUUUUUCUUCCCAUCCUGGAUCAGACUCUCCGAUCAUAUCAUCUUAACCUUUUUGCCAAUGAUGUUUAUGCUAUACUUUCGGAGCAUGUAGAAUUGAUUUCUUCUAUAAAAGGGCAUUCAAAGACGACAGGGGGGGUCGCAUCUUCGGCAUCUUAGUUUUGGGAUAAAAAUGAAAUAAUUCUGUUUACAUAUCACGUUGGUUGUAGAUUGCGAGGGCUAUGACCAAGGCUGGGAAAGUUCUCUCUGCAACUUCGGUGACAUCAGCUGACCAAAAGCGUAUACCAGAGGCGAGGAUGCUGAAGGUGGGCUUCCUGGUCGACGUGGAUUUCAAAACAUUCUGGCUCAACGACUCCCAGUACAGUCAUGUCCUUCUUUUGGCAGCUUGAACUCUUUUUCUCACUCUUGAUCGCCCCCCUGAAAGCAGCCCGCUGAGUGAUUUCGGACGUAGAUUCUAUGGUCCGCAUCUAUUUCAAAUCCAGGCUUUAAUGGUGGUCAACUGCCCUGCAGUUUGGGGACUUACAAUUGGAGUUGACGCCAGAGAAGGCCAACAUUGGUGCUGCAAUAGGUUUCAUCUUUGGGUAUAAUUCGCCGAGCCCUGUUCUGAUUCUCCACUUCUUCAACCCAUUUAUGACACGAUCCAGUGAUCAUAUCUAACCUUUGGGUUUCGAAGGAUUCUUUCCUGGGGGUUAAGCCAAGGCAUUCAGAGCAUACCCGAGAGCUCGUUGCAGUAUGCCAAUGACAACGCGCUGCUGCUAGCCAAGGUAUGGGCAGCAAGACAGCGCCUCUGUACAGCGAGCAAUCUUCGGAUUUUUUUUCAGUUAUCUGAUUUAUUUAUUUAUUUAUUUAUUGAUUUAUAACAUUCCGCAGUCGCUGAGGGGAGCUCUGCUAACGAUGUGCUAUUCAUCUGCUAUAUUGUCUUCGAUUACCUCUGUUGGGCUGGUGUUCUUGGGAAGGCAGCUGGGCAACCCAAAGGACAAGUGA